AUGCUCGACGAAAACACGAAAACAGGCGCCAGUUCAAUCGAGUUCAUCGAAACCUUUUUCUCCUCACCGCUCCGUACAGUUGCCAUGUGCGUUUUUGGGAUCGGUCUUCCCUCAAGUCUGUUUCGACAGCUUUCCCCCGCAUUUUGGCAGACCUGGCUUGUAGGCUCGAUAACGAUGGCUGGAUUGCUGUUGCGGGCGACGUUUCAAUUCCGUUUCGAGAGGAAGACAUUUCUUGGAAGGAAAGCCUUGCUGCUUCCUUGUAGGUUUCGCUCUGAGCAGCGCCAGGGCGAGGCUAAUGCAGAUACACUGAAUGUGCUGGAAACAGAGCAGAUGCGGGGUGUGGGUCUGAACAAAAGGAGUGCGAACGUCCCAUAUCGUGGCCGACCAGAUGUCAAUAUACCACAAUCCUCACGUCCGCAUUUGCCUUCCUUAAUAACAGUCACACUCGCUAUGCGCUCGGACGGACUAUGGCCGUGGUAUGAAGCUACUUUGGAGACCCUGGCAGUAGGAAUCUGCUUGUAUGGAACCAUUAGUCCUGGGGAGCACCUUGUUCUUGACGUGCGAACAGAGCAUCAUAUACUUGGUGAUCACUAUACUCAGUCUGGCGGCGCGUAGGAUUACUCUGCUCUGUUAUGAUCAUGGCAUCUCCUUGUUCGUGAAGAUGCCCAAUCUUUAUGUAUCAGGGUCUGUAUCCCCGCUUCCUUGCACUCACAAAAAGAUCCUCCUUCGCUCUAUACGACCUAUCGAGUUACAAACGGGCUCAUUUUGUCGCAGUUGUGCGUUGAAGCACCCAUCUGCGCGACGUCCCUGGGGUCCUUUCAGAUUUAUAACAGCCACUCAUAGCCCAUGCAUUAUAUAUAACACAUAUCAUCAAGUGAUAACCCUUGUCCGUGUCGUAAUGCAACUUACCUGUUCCAUAUCUCUGCGAAUAGAAAAAACGUUAUGGAAUAUAGAAGCAUAC
This is a messenger RNA of Guyanagaster necrorhizus, 961 nucleotides long. RefSeq lists its product as uncharacterized. Lineage: Eukaryota; Fungi; Basidiomycota; Agaricomycetes; Agaricales; Physalacriaceae. The record is from RefSeq and is a predicted model, not a curated record. Bases 1 to 615 code for a protein of 204 amino acids. The transcript has 3 exons.